GUUUUCAUUUUGCUUUUUGGGAAAUUAAUAAAUUUGUAUUAUGAAUUUUAACGACGAUCCUUUAGCUGAACUCUUGAGCGAUAAUAGCUUGGACAAUGAUAACUUCUUUGAUACACCAUCUGGUGGUAACUUGAAGAAGCCUUCGUCUGGCAACAAAUCCAGCAAAAUUGUCGAUCUAUUUGGCAUACAAGAAGAAACCGAAGCAGAUGUCCAGAGUCCAGUAGACGUCUCAAACAAAUCAAAGCCCGUUGCCCAUAGCACGCCGCGCAUUGUCAAACAGAAACCAUCGCUUUCGCUCGACGAUGAUGCUGCCGUAGCUGAUGACGACGAUCUCGGCUUCGAUCCCAAGCGUCCCAAGAGCGGCGGAGCAAGGAAAAAUCUUUUCGAUGAUUUACUGCCAGCAGCUGAGCCAAAGAAAAACAUUUUCGAUGACAUAUUAAGCAGGCCGGCAACGGCCAAACCUUCCAUGUCUCGCCAGUCAACGGAUACAACUACGGAGAACUCGCAAGCACGACCAAAAACCUCUACGGGUAGGCGUAGUUCGGCCCAGUCGGCUAUUGUUAAUACCGAUCCCCUCGGUUUAUUUGGCAAAGAUGCUGCCACAAAUGCAAAUGUUUCGGGCAUGUCCACACCUGUUUCGAAAAAACGUGGAGCUUCAUCGACUACAGCAGAUUGGUUGGGAUUGGAGGCGGGACCUAGCCAGAUAGAAGAACGGCCGCCUACACCACGUUCGCCACAGACCGUAAAGGAAUCUGUGGCCAUCCCCAAUCAAUUGCUUCCUACAUCAAAGAUGCCAGACCCUGAGGAAGAGAAUAGAUUACCAAUAAUUGCAUCAACUGCCGGCAACUCGGCCACACAGAAUAUACUUCUUCUUAACAGCCUGAAUCUUGAGAGUAGCCACAAAUUUGAGGCUCUGCAGCAACAAGAAUCCCAAUUGCUAAUUGCUGCCCAAAUGAAGAACCAGGAGCGUGCUUUAUUGGAAAUGCAACGACGCCAAGAGGACCAGGAUCGCAAAUUUCAAUCUCUUAUCCAGCAGCAAUUGCAGCGUCAGCAGCAAAUGGAAGAGCACAUUAAAGUGCAGCAGCAGAGAAUCAAUAUGCAUAUUCAACUGAUGAUGUCACAGCCUGUCCAUAUACGUGAAAUGGAAACAGUCGAAAAAGAUGAGGAAAAGCAGAAGUUUUCAAAGCCAAGAGAACAGGAAAAAGAAGAGAAACAGGCUGCGAAUCAGGAGGAGAAGAAAGAGCAUGAACAACUUCUGCAGCUGGAGUCCGAUGUCAAGCGAAAUAUGUUGGAAAAACUACGGCUGGAGGAACUAGUGGCCAACAUGAAGGUAAACUACGAACAGGAAAUUGAGAUGAUUGAAGGAUCCUACAAAAAGCAACUAAAAGUUUUAGAGGAUCAUCUGUCCGCUGUUGAGGAUCGACUUAAAUCAGAGAAUGGAGAGUUGCGCCAAUAUUAUCUUGACAAGCUAGAGAAAUUUAAAGUUGAUUACACUGAGCAGAUAUCUAAUCUAAAACAAGAUCAUGAGGAUGAAGUACGGAAAUUACGAAAUUCCCAUGAAAUGGAUUUGGAGGCGAUUCGGCAGGCCAAGUUAUUGGAAAUGGCAGCGUUGCAAGAUCAUGGAAAUUAUAUGGAAACUCUACGUACGGCCUCAAAUAAUCUGCAAGAGUUAAGCAAUGGCCUAACAACUGGACAAGAUCGACAACGCCAACUGGAGGUCAGGGAAAAGCGAUUAGAUGAUCAAGAGCGACGCUUAAAAAUAGAUGAGGAGAAUGCAGAUGAGGAGAAGCGCCGCCUCAUGGAACUGGUCAGCACCUUAGAGCUACAGCUGGGUCGUCUGUCUAAGGAAUCUGCCGAGGAGAACUGGCAGCUGAGGCAACGCAUGGCCAGCCUUGAGGCAGAGAAGAAGGCUUUUGAGAAUGAGAAGGCAUUCCAUCGCGAGCAAAUGGAACGUGAUGAAAAACGCAUUGAGGAGCUGAAAACUCUGCAAUUAGCAGAAACAGAGCGACUGCAUCAUGAUCUUCAGCAAGAACGCUCACGUUUAGCCAUUGAGCGACAGCAGAUAGAAAUGAGGCAACAACUUCAUGACGAGAACGGUCAUCACGAUCAGGAGCGUAUGGAAUUGGAAGCCCAGCUUAAAGUGGCUCGAGAUGCCAUACGUCAGGCGGAUGAAGAGCGGGAACGCUAUCACAAGCUGCAACGUGAGGUGGAACAACGUAAGCGUCUUCUCCUAGAUAAAGAGAAUGCUUUGAACCUGCGUGAAGAUGAGCUAGCUCAAUCUUCUAGUGCGUAUCGUAUGGCUACAGGCCGCUGUCAAAUGGUCGAGCAUAAGGCCCGCGAAACCGAGCAAUUGCUACAAGCCAAACUACAGUUACUGGGAAAACGUGCACAUGAACUGAGUGAGAAGGAGGCUCAAUUAUCACAGGAACGUAUGCUUUUAGCCCAGGAUCGCAUAACUUUGCAUAACUUAAAGAAACGAAUCGCAAAGAGUAGGUGUGCGCUUUGUAAAAUGGGGGCGGAGAGUGCCGAAUUAACUCUCCGGAUGGAUCGAAAGGCAAAACAUCUGCCUCAAAAUGUAACUCAGCAUAGUGAUCCGGCGGAUUUUCUACUUAAAAUGACCACUGCCAGUCCCGGCCCGGCAGCAGGCUUAACCCAAACUGAUAUUGUCGAGCGCAUGCUUGAUGAAAAUAUAGAAGCCUCUUAUCGUAGAAUGUACAAUGUACCGCCAGGGGGCUCGUCAGAUGUGGAGUACGAUGGAUUAACUAGUGGUCUAGAUGACGAUUCGAAAAAAAUGGCAAUGGAUAAUGGCAAGACAUUGGAUUUAGAAGAUAUGAUCUAAUAGUUUUAAGAAACUAAGCAAAAAGUAAAAAAAAAAAAACAAGAAGAAUCUGCAGAACAAAAUAAACACGACAAAAACAUUGAAGAACUUCUUGUUAGAGACGACAUUUAUCUGUUGUUUUGUGUACCGUGAGGUGGCAUCCCUGUAUUUGCGUUAUCGAUAACAACUUAUGGCCAUAAUCGCUGGAUGCCCCAUCCACAGAACUAGUUGAAAAAAGAAUUCGGGAGAACAAAAAAUUAAUUUUUCUGGACAGAAAUCGCGGGAAUUAUUACGUACAAAAUACGCUAAAUGUUUACAUACACGUUGCGUGUGUUUUUCCACUUUGUAGCAUAGUUAAACUAGGUGAGUUUUGUGGCAAAUGGGCAUUUCGGUUGCCACACGAGAUCGAGAUAUGAAGGCAACGGCACAAAAUAUUGAUGUGAAAAAAGAAAGUGUAGAGAAAUUUUCCUUUUACUUCAGUUGCAGGAACGCCAACGCCAACGCCAGAAUAUGUUUGUUUAUUGUUUAUUUCAUUAAACUCGAAUUAAAGAGAAUGUUUUCUUGA
Messenger RNA from Drosophila willistoni, 3383 nucleotides. It is a transcript of the gene twy, whose product is annotated as trichohyalin. The record is from RefSeq and is a predicted model, not a curated record. The coding region runs from base 41 to 2839 and encodes 932 amino acids. Lineage: Eukaryota; Metazoa; Arthropoda; Insecta; Diptera; Drosophilidae. Gene Ontology annotation, cellular component: centriole; ciliary basal body; ciliary transition fiber. The transcript is spliced from 2 exons. Gene Ontology annotation, biological process: establishment of epithelial cell polarity; cilium assembly.